This is a messenger RNA of Ipomoea triloba (trilobed morning glory), 521 nucleotides long. Its product is annotated as NADH dehydrogenase [ubiquinone] iron-sulfur protein 5-B-like. Bases 62 to 313 code for a protein of 83 amino acids. The record is from RefSeq and is a predicted model, not a curated record. The transcript has 2 exons. NCBI's taxonomy places the organism in Eukaryota, Viridiplantae, Streptophyta, Magnoliopsida, Solanales, Convolvulaceae. Gene Ontology annotation, biological process: mitochondrial respiratory chain complex I assembly.
UUGUUGGUGUUGCUCUUGCUGCGAUCACACUUUCUUCGGCGAAGAGUUUCAGAAGAAGAGAAUGGCGUCGGGAUGGGGAAUUACGGGGAACAAAGGCCGUUGCUACGAUUUCUGGAUGGAUUUCAGCGAAUGUAUGUCCGGCUGCCGAGAGCCCAAGGACUGCGCUCUUCUCCGAGAAGACUAUCUCGAGUGUCUCCACCACUCCAAAGAGUAUCAACGCAGGAAUCGGAUAUACAAGGAAGAGCAGCGUCAACUAAGAGCAGCUGUGCAGAAGGACAAGGCAGGUGAAAAUGGUGGUGGAACUCAUCAUUGAUUGACAUUUUUCCUUUAUUGUUAUGGUUUUAACCAUUUGAAGCAGGUUGACAUGAAUGCUUCUGAAUCCUCUGAGAAUAAAGAAUUAAAUCAAUUGUACUUUUUGUGACAUGGAAUGUUGACAGCAUCUGUUAUUGGUUGCUUGCCAAGUUAGAUUCCUAAAUGCCAAGUGAUCACCAUAAUCUAUCAUUCGGUGUACGUUUAUAAUA